AUGGCCACUUCGUAUAGUGAUUCACCUUCAUCACCAUACAACGAAGACUCUACAGAUUACACUGUUCAGCGCUUAUUAAUUGGUACACACACAUCAGACAACGACCAAAAUUUCGUUGAAAUCGCACAUAUUCAACUUCCAAAAAACGAUGUUAACGUUGAUCCUCGAAAAUUUGAUGAAGAGAAAGGAGAAAUAGGAGGUUAUGGAGGUACCACUGAAAGUAGAAUUAAGGUCGUUCAAAAAAUCAAGCAUGAAGGUGAAGUUAAUAGAGCACGGUAUAUGCCUCAAAAGCAAGAUAUAAUCGCCACGAAGACAGUUUCAGGAGACGUUUAUAUAUUCGACCGUACAAAGCAUCCAUUAAAACCUCUGACUGAUGGUGGUUGUCAACCUGAACUGAAAUUACGAGGUCAUGUAAAAGAAGGCCCAUUAAAAGAAGGCCAUAUAUUAGACGCAUCUGAAGAUACCACGAUUUGCCAUUGGUAUGUAAAUGCUAUUGGAGAAAUUGGAAUUUAUGACUUUAAUUUGAUGCUGCUAUUUUAUAGGGACAUUACUGAUAAGGCUGAUAAGCCUGCCCAUUCGGUUAUUGCACAUCCAAGUGAAGUCAACACUUUGGCAUGGAAUCCAAUGAAUGAAAAUAUUUUAGUAACGGGUGCAGGGGAUAAGUGGUCACCACAUGACGAAACUAUUCUAGCAUCCGCUGGAGGGGAUAGAAGGGUAAAUAUAUGGGAUCUAAGUCGAAUUGGCGCAGAGCAAACGGCGGAGGAUGCUGAUGAAGGGCCUCCAGAAUUAUUGGUUCGGCACACUAAUAAAAUAUCUGAUUUCAGUUGGAAUCCUCAUAUACCUUGGGUGAUCUCUAGUACUGCUGAAGAUAAUAUAAUUCAAGUUUGGCAACCGGCUGCAAACAUUUAUUCUAUUGAUGACAGAGAUAUUCCUCCUGAAGAAUUGGAAGAUUAG
Molecule: messenger RNA, 954 nt
Organism: Racocetra fulgida
Lineage: Eukaryota; Fungi; Glomeromycota; Glomeromycetes; Diversisporales; Gigasporaceae
Source: the annotation of a GenBank genome assembly